AUGAACCUCUGCAGCUCGAGCGGCUCGCGAAAUCCGAAAGUGAACCUCACGGCGGCUCCAGAAGCAACUCCAGAGAAACCCGAAAGUGAACCUACGGCGGCUCCAGGAGCAGAUCCUACGCCUGGAAAUGAACCUACGGCCCCAGAAGCAGCUCCGACAACGCCUGAAACGGCUUCACAAGGUACAGUGUUCGAUGUCACAAAGUAUGGAGCAGUUGGUGAUGGAAAGACGGAUAAUAAUAAGGCAUUUUCUGCUGCAUGGGAUGCUGCAUGUAAGUCCACAGGGCCAUCCACCGUUUUGGUACCCAAAGGGGACUUCAUUCUUCCCGCAAUAACUUUCUCUGGUCCAUGCUCCAACAACAUUUCUCCACGUGUUGAGAUAAGGGGUAAAAUUAUAGCUUCCCGUGCACGGACGAGCUUGGAAUUGUUGUCGAUUACAGGUGGAUCCUUGAGUGGUAUAAGUUCGACAAAUAGUAAAGGUUCCCAUGGGAUUGUUGGGAACACUAAAGACUUCAUCAUCCAAGAUAUCAAGCUGGUUGCCCCUGCAGAAAGCCCAAACACAGAUGGUUUCCACAUUGGCAACUCAACCGGUAUCACUAUCACUAACGCUGAAAUUGGAACGGGUGAUGAUUGCAUCUCCAUUGGAUCGGGUGUCACCAACAUUUCCAUCACCAAUGUCCAAUGUGGACCAGGUCAUGGAAUCAGUUUGGGAAGCCUUGGGAAAUAUCCAAAUGAACAAGAGGUGAGCGGUCUGCUGGUGAAGAACUGUACCUUUACUAACACCGAUAAUGGUGUUCGGAUCAAAACAUGGCCAGGAUGUCCAGAAAACACGGUUUCUGAUGUUAGAUUUGAGGAUAUUGUCGUCACAAAUGUGUCAAACCCCAUCAUCAUCAACCAACAAUAUUGUGACCAGAAAAGCUGCACAUCUGAGCCCUCGCGUGUGAAGCUCACUGACAUUCAUUUCAAGAACAUCAAGGGUACAAGCUUCACCAAGACUGCAAUUACCCUCUCAUGCAGUGAAGGUGUGCCAUGUGAGAACGUAGAGCUCGUUGAUAUCGACUUGAAGCAUAACUUGGCCGAUGGCGUCGCCACUGCGCUCUGUAAAAAUGUGAAAGGGGUUACUUCUGGCAUUCAGAACCCAAGUUCAUGCUUAUGA
This is a messenger RNA of Telopea speciosissima, 1155 nucleotides long. Its product is annotated as exopolygalacturonase clone GBGA483-like. NCBI's taxonomy places the organism in Eukaryota, Viridiplantae, Streptophyta, Magnoliopsida, Proteales, Proteaceae. Gene Ontology annotation, biological process: carbohydrate metabolic process. Gene Ontology annotation, molecular function: polygalacturonase activity. The coding region runs from base 1 to 1155 and encodes 384 amino acids. The transcript is spliced from 5 exons. The record is from RefSeq and is a predicted model, not a curated record.